This is a messenger RNA of Raphanus sativus (radish), 456 nucleotides long. RefSeq lists its product as uncharacterized. The transcript is spliced from 2 exons. Lineage: Eukaryota; Viridiplantae; Streptophyta; Magnoliopsida; Brassicales; Brassicaceae. Bases 1 to 456 code for a protein of 151 amino acids. The record is from RefSeq and is a predicted model, not a curated record.
AUGGAGGAGCAUCAUUUUGCAUGGAUACUCUGGUAUAUAUGGAAAGGACGGAAUAGCAAAGUUUUUAGUAAUUUGGACACGAAACCGAAGGAGACUCUUCGGCGAGCUAUGACUGAAUCUUUACUUUGGAUGGAAGCUCAGCAGGAAAUAGUUCAGCCUCAAAAUCAGGCUCUACACACGUCUGAUGGAGUAUUACCGACUAGAUCAGGACGAUGGUGUUUCACGGAUGGAUCAUGGAAAGCAGAGGAUAUUUUCUCUGGACAAGGAUGGUACAGUACUUUAGAGGGCUUUGAAGGUUUAUUGGGAGCUAGGAAUACGAGGGCUAGUCAAUCCCCGUUACAUGCAGAAGUCGAAACUCUUAUUUGGGCGAUGGAGUGCAUGAGGAAUUUAAGAGGAAUGGCCGGCAUUUGCGAGUUACUUGGAGGACAUCAAGAGUCUGAAGAGAAGUUUCAAUAG